Messenger RNA from Musa acuminata subsp. malaccensis (wild Malaysian banana), 1333 nucleotides. Its product is annotated as auxin-responsive protein IAA25-like. Gene Ontology annotation, cellular component: nucleus. Gene Ontology annotation, biological process: regulation of DNA-templated transcription. The record is from RefSeq and is a predicted model, not a curated record. Gene Ontology annotation, molecular function: protein binding. Lineage: Eukaryota; Viridiplantae; Streptophyta; Magnoliopsida; Zingiberales; Musaceae.
CAGUGAGAAAAGCAUGAACUCCUGUGGUGUCCUUAACCUAAUCAUAGUUCCAAGCCUUUCUCAUGAUGCUACAACAUUGGUACAUCAACCACUUCAACGAAGCUCAAAAGAGAGAGAGAGAGAGAGAGAUGCAUGUCUUCUUAAACCCACCAAACCAACCUAAUCGCAUCACCUUUCUCUGCCGCUCCUGCGAAGGUCGAUCAUGAAGUCCAUACUGUUUGAACCUCCAAGCAGAAGACAGGAGGGAGGAGGAGCUCACGAUCAAGAUAAAGCCACAGAAGCAGCCCAUGGUUUCCGGAACCCCCUGGAGCUCAGUCUUCGCAUCUCUUCCGGUGUCAUGGCCUGCAACGUUGGCGGUGGUGAUUCCGGCGAGUGCCGAGGACUCUUAGCUACCAGAGAUAACCUUGUGGUGCACCCAAGAGACCAAGGAGCUAAGGAGUGGCUUCCAGCUGAGAUCCACAGCGGAUUCAUCCACCCGUGGAGUCUCGCUGCUCGGCAGCAGAAGGCAGUCUUCGAGCAAGCUUCUUCUGCGCCGAGAGAUGCGCAUCCUUCGUCUUCCACGCCGCCGCCGCCGCCACUGCUUGUCGGCUGGCCGCCAGUGCGAACCUCUCGAAAGCAUCUAAGCCUGCUGAAGCCCGGGAUGGACGGAGAGAACGACGCGAAGAGGCGAAAGUUAACAGAGAGAGAGGCAACAACAGUGCUUACGACAGAAUCGAGAUCAAGACCUUCGAUGUUCGUGAAGGUUAACAUGGAAGGCUACGUGGUGGGAAGGAAGAUCGACCUGGGAGCCCAUGAGAGCUACCGGUCGCUCUAUCGCGCCCUCUCCAAGUUGCUCGGCAACUUCCUCUCCUGUACGGGAGCUCGGAUGCGAUCAGCUAAUUAUUCAAACAAUUCAGGAGAACAAGAUGAUGAGGUUGUUGAUGAUGACUUUGUUCUGCUUUAUGAAGAUAGUGAAGGUGAUCAGAUGCUUGUUGGUGAUAUCCCCUGGGAGUUGUUUAUUACUUCUGUGAAAAAGCUCUACAUUGCUCAUGGCAGAAAGAAGGCUGCUGCAGGAGGAGAGGCACAAAAGACUCAUCACAAGCAACAACUGAAUCACUGACAGGAGAAAUGAAGCAUAUGAAUCAAAUCAUCUGCUAACUCCUUUUGUUGCUCCUUGUAUUACUCUAUGUGCUUGUAGGUUAUCUGUUGUGUCAUGGAGAUUAUGUUUUAGGAAUUUGAUUAGAUGAAAUAGUUUAUAACCUCUUGAUCGAUUGUUUCUCUUUUUGAAGGUCUAUCACAUCAUGAGUACCAAAUCCUAGAGACUACUGUAUUGAGAAUACAAAUAAAAUUUUAG